This is a messenger RNA of Clunio marinus, 372 nucleotides long. The record is from the annotation of a GenBank genome assembly. NCBI's taxonomy places the organism in Eukaryota, Metazoa, Arthropoda, Insecta, Diptera, Chironomidae.
AUGUACUUGACAUGCAAUUAUGCAAAUUGGGCUACUUCCUUCAUCUAUCGCACAACUCUUAAACAUAGCAUCGAAAUGGAAAUCGAGUGGCGUCGACCAAUGACACAUUUUGGCGGGAAAAUUAUUUCGGUCUGCGGGGAUGACAGCCGUGAAACAUGUCAUAAAGAACUCACUAAAGAUAAUGAAGCCGGAAUUCUGUUGUUGGAAACAUCGAAUUCCUGUGGUUUGCCAACCAUUCCACUGGCUCCAAUGCUAGCUGUGAAGAAGUUUAAACAGUUGUCGAAACAUCUUAAUUGUGACGAGAAAAAAUCAAAUACAUUAAAUUUGUUCGUAGAUAUCCCCGAGUGCGCUUCGGAAGAAAUAACUAACUAA